Messenger RNA from Brassica napus (rape), 9056 nucleotides. RefSeq names its product glutathione S-transferase T3-like. The transcript has 5 exons. NCBI's taxonomy places the organism in Eukaryota, Viridiplantae, Streptophyta, Magnoliopsida, Brassicales, Brassicaceae. Bases 6481 to 7497 code for a protein of 338 amino acids. The record is from RefSeq and is a predicted model, not a curated record.
ACAUAGGGUGGGGCUUUUCGUGACACGUGUCGCCAUACCAAGCUAUUUGUGAUUUUUGUGCAAUCUGGUUCUUUAAUGCCACUUAUUCGAACUGGACUUUUAUUACAUUUUCAUAUUAAGCUCAAUCCUUUAGCCCAUUCCUUUGAACAUCUGUUACAAGCCCACACGAUUAGGUUUCUUCUUCAUUUUUCCUUUCACGCCUGCGACCUUCCUUCUUCCUCUCAAGACGACCCCCCUACGAAAUUUCACAGAGACUUAAAGCUGCGUUCGAUCUUCGUAACGUCUCAACCAUCCAUUAAUCUGUUCUUUACUCCGAGUUUUUCCUUGAUUAUUCCACUCCUCCCGCGUUUCAUUUAUUCCUCAUCACCACCUCUGUCAGCUUCCUCACACUCAUUAUCUCAAAGAAGCGUUGUGACUCUCCUCUCCACAAACGGCCAAAAAACUAUCCAAACCAUGACGGCUUCCCAACUAUCGCUCUCUGCAUUGAAUCGUUGUAAUGGCGACAAUUGUCACACGGCUGCUCCCUUUUUGGGAAGCUCGGAAUGUGAAGAAAGGCGUUGAAGAAGCUGGGAUGAUGAGUACUGAAUCCUUACUAAACAACUUCUUAAGUGUUUUUCGUUACUUCCCGUUAAAAACUCAAUUUUUAGGUCUUUUAGUUUGCUGUUAGAAAUAUUGAACCUUGCGUCUAGGGAUUGAUUCAUAUAGGCUGAGCUUUAUGUGUAGAAGACUAAAGGAAAGAUCUUUCAAAAUCAAAGCUUUGAUUCUUCGGCUGACAAUGCGUUAUCUCAAAUAUUUUCUCUACAAAUAAUGUCUAACAAGAGUUUUGACCAAAAAAAAAAAUAUAUAUAUAUAAUGUCUAACAAGAGAAAGUGGUGAAAACAAAUCGUGAUACCACUAUGAACAGUUCAAAAGUGAUCGAUCAGGUUCACUGAUUCGGUAGAGACAACAAGUGAUCAUUUUGGAGAAAGCAAGGCAAGAUUUAGAAACACUGAGGGAACACAUCUUUUCACGGCUGAUGAAAGAGCUCCAAGUUACUGAUUUGUGGAAGCUGCUGCAAACUUAUUCCCCAGGGUCAUAUGCAUGAGUAUGUUGACAGCAACGGUUUUUAAGUUCUGUGUAUCAAAGACACUCUCUACUCCCGAUGAGAUUAACGCUAUGCUUUUACAGCUUAGUGACUCCUUUAAAGCCGCCGCAGAUCAAUAUGCUCAAUGCGUAAGCCGUUUCGUCAGAUGUACAACUUAAUGUUGUUCUAUAUCAGUGAAAACACUUAAGCUAACAGCUACAACAUUCACGAAGCAACUUCAUGCAAUGGUCAAGAAAAAGUCACCUCCACCGGCUAGAAACCAAGCUCCAGCUCCGACAGAGUGAUAACAAGCGUUCAAAGCAUCUUCCUUACGAACUCCACUGCUUGGUCGCAAAUAGUCAAUGAACAACCAGUGGCUGGAAAAACAUCGAAAGGUGGUCAUGGUUAAUGAGGAGUUUUUAAGGCCACAACCCUGCACAGCUACGAGAGCCACUAAAGAGCCUUUGGGAAAGACUGCUCGAGCAGCUCACCAAGAGAUCCAAGCACAUAAAAGAAAUGGUGGUUUCCAACAAGUUUAUUGUGGAUUAUGUCACUGUUUUCAGAUAUCAUUAAACUCAGUGUAGCAUCUAUUACGUAAUGUUUCUUUUAGAUUUGUAAAACUGGAAACACACCCUGACAUUCAAAAUAUUGGUGACUAAAUGCAGGUUCAAAAAAAAGGUUGAACAGGGUCCCCCUAGGCUUCCUAUAGGGCACCACCAAAGUACAGUUCAACUACUCUAAACAUCAGACAUAUUUGCACUGCUGGUCACAAAAUAACAGAGUAUUUUUAAGUAUCCACAUUUAAACAUCAAAAUUCAUAUUCCAGACGCUUGCCACAGCCUCCGUAGAUUGCUGGGGAAUAGAAACUGGAAUCUCUGUUGCAGCAACCAACACAUAUGAUGGUGUAGAAAACAGAGGUCGGGAUCAUUCUCCUUAUAGUUAAUACCAUUAUAUUCCUGGGUUCUAAAAGUUUAUGUCCAUAUCUGUGCGAUGUAGCUAAUGCGAACAAAUCUAGAGCUCUACAGAUAAACCAAGAAUCUUUGUACAUAGUGAAAGCCACAUGUCUUCAUAUUCUGCCUAUGUCAGCAUUGAGAGUUGAAGUAUUCUCUGAAACCACAAUGCUUUGUUCAAGAAUUAUUAUACAACUUUUAUGUCAAUCUCUCAUGAUCUUAUUUCUGUUUCAAUAAAAUUUUUAUGUCGAUGAAAACUUGAAUGUUAGAAUAUUAUGGAGCAAUUUGGCAUUUAGACCUACAGGUGAAUUCUUUUGCCUUGCAGUUUUUUUUUGGGUGUUCAAUGGAAAAUUAUUACAAAAUUAAUAGAGCAAAUAUAAUAUAAAAAAACGUUAAAAAUAAUUUUUACACGUCCAAUGAAAAAGAAAUACUCUAUUAAUUUUGUAAUACACAUUCCCUACAUUCUCUAUGAGCGGCAAUGAUAUAUUAUAUGAUGCACAUAGCUUCAAUCAUCAUCAAGAUUAAUUUGUCUGACUAUCUAUACUUAUUUAUCAUUGUAGGAGUUCCAUAUAGUGAGCAUUCUAGAUUGAAUGAUGGUUGUUUCCCUUUAGAAGAAAAGCCAGCAAAAUCAAAGAAAUCAGCGAGCUGGGUCUUCACUCUUGAGGUUGGCGAAUUAGGGUGAAGGAAAGAACAAAUGAGAUCCGUCAAUCUCUGUUCACCGUGAUUAUCAUGUUCACCGUGAUUAUCAGGCAAGAGCACUAUAAAAGCGUGAAUAUGAAUAUUUUAUCUUUGUUAAAAAAAUAGAAUUUUUUUGUUAAUUUAGACUUUUUGGAGUCUGAAAUUUGGACAUCUUAAAAUCAGUAAUAUGAAUUAUAAUUAUUUACAAAAUUAAAGAAGCUAUAGUAUAUAAGAAAAAUUUUGUUUAAAGGAAGCAAUAUGUGACACAAGUUGUAUAACUCUGACAAUCUAACAAUUUAGGUUUUAUGUAUUUCUAUAAAUAGCUUUCAUAUAAAAUAAAGGAAAAAAAGAGUCAAAAUACACAAAAGAAACAGAAGAGAGAAGAUGGCCAUAUUUCAGAAAAGUAAGCUUGAGCAUUUUGGCAAUAAAAAUGUCUUUGAUACAGUAAAGUAAAGGACUGAUACAAUGACUUGGCCAAUGACCACACUCAGAUUUUUAGAUUAUUCAUGACUAUUAAAAAUUGAAAACGUCAAGUUUCAAAAAAAAAAUUGAAAACGACCCAACGCUGGAACAAAAUAUCAAAGUAGAAAAUAUUAAAGUAGAACAAACAAUGAAAGAACAUAAAAUCAUUUCUAUUUUAUUAUGAAUAUUUUUAAUACUAAAAUUAAUAUAUGAUUUACGAACAAAUGUAUCACCUGCUACUGUUAAGGGGUACCUAAUCUGAAAACGUCCCAUGCAAAAAACAUAACCAAAACAAAGUAUUUAACCAAUAUGUACAAUGAAGCCCCUAAUAGAUUGACACAUCCAAGACAUUGAGAAAGCAUGUGCAGAUUGUCGGAUUGUUACUACUUUAAUGAAAUGAACAAAUUUAUUAUCUUCAUUCAAACAUGAUAAUGCAUUUAUAUGUUUUAAGUUCAACUAUAUUUAAACUAUAUUUACUUUGAUGCAACUAUCAGUUAUUUAUUUUUUUUUAUUCAAUAAUCUGUGAAAAUUAUUUUUAAUAUUCUUCUUUGACCUAAACAAUUUCAAAAAAAAAGUAAUACACUAUUGUCACUAACCAUUAUUAAAUGGAUAAGAAUAAAAGCAAUUUUGAACUAAUUAGAAAAUAAAAUAUAUGAACCCGGCGCGUAGCGCCGGAAUAUCACUAGUAUGAAAUAAUUCAGAGAUUCAACUAAUUUUUUGGUAUAGGGUCAAAAAUCAAAGAGUGUCUUGCUCGGUCAAAUGUCGUAACCGUUAGAUCUGAGUUUGAUGGGAGCUUUGACCAACGGUGUCGAUUUUCAUACACGUGUGAGUUAGGAGGCCAGAAGCGUGUGGAUAAUAGUGGGGCCCAAUAUUCUGCACGAGGGUCUAGUCAAGUCCGACCUCGUCGUGAGAACAAUGCACAUGGACUUGGUCCAUUAUCUGUCUUAUUUUUGGUACAUGAAACUAAAAACCAAACAAACGAACAAUCAUGAAAAAGCAACGUUAUAAUAUCUGUGUUCAAACUCUGAGUCAGCAAAUAUAUGGAAGCUGAUCAUAUUGGUUGUGGUCGAAUAAUACUUUUUUGACAUAUAAAUUUUGUUGUAGUUAAAUUUUGUUGAUCAACAAUGGUGAUGAUUGGUUCGACUGUAGCCGUAGAAUUUUAACUGUAAAAGUUUAGAUGUAGAUAAAUUGGUUGUAGUUGUAAAGUUGUUACUGUUGAUUAUUUUUGCAGAGACUUUUGCUGUAGUUAAAUUUGUUGUAGCUGUAAGCUAUAGGCUGCAAAUAUUUUAAAAUAAAAUAUGUAAAAUAUGUGAUGUAUAUAUAAAAUAAUUAUUAUUUUUAUCACUUAAAAUAAUUUAUAUUAAUAUUUUUUAAAUUAUCAAAGUUUACUGUUAUUUAAAAUGUGAUAUGUAAAUAAUAUUUAUAUUAUUUAAAAUAUUUCAAUAAUUUAAAAGCACCUAAAAUUAGAGUAAAAUAUUUAUAGAUUUUUUUUAUUAUGAUUAUUUUAUUUAUUUAAUAUUAUAGAUAUUUUUUUAUUCUUACAGUUUUUACAGCUUAUAAAUAAAAGAUGUAGGUUUUUUAACUAAAAUACAUAAGAAAAAUGUUUGCUUUAUUUUUUUGAUGUAACUUACUAGCUUUAAAAAUAAAGUUAAACCAUGAUUGGUAAAAAUUAAUAGAAAUUUGAUGUAGGCUUUAACUUUGAAAAAAGUAAAGCAAAAGCAGGAUUGGUAAAGUUUAAUGAUUUAGAAAAAAAUAAAGUUAAAGUAUGCAGAUAAAACUCAACCAAUCACCCCCUUUAUAUAAUAAGUUGUGUUGUGGCUUGGCUUCCACUACGGAUAAAGGGGGGAAAAUUAUUCGAGCGAAUGUGUUUUAUUCGGGGAGAAAAGCAAAAGCGUUUCUUUUAUUUUGUGGACUGUCAUCUUCUGGCUCAAUAUAAUAUGUUUGUUAGAUAAUUUAAACUUUUGUGAUGAGCAACAACAUGUAUUUUAGAAAGCAUAAUAAGCAUUCGAAUAUCCACAACAUUUUAGUUGUCCCAAUCGUAUAAAACAUGUGGUUAAGACUGCCUAAUUUCCAAUGAAGCUGUAUAAUCGACUAUCAAAUUAGAGCACUUUCAACGCGGGUUGUUAAGGGGGUGCUUAGUUUAAUUUUGGAUUUAAGAAAAAAGAUAAAUGGGAUUAAUGAGUGGAAGCGGCGCUUAAAUAAGGGGAAGAAGAACCGCAUCUUGUGGACACGUGUUCGCUAUUGGGCACACCUCUUUCGCUCUUUUUUGACAAACACACGGCUUCUCUCUCCUUCGCGUAGACGAAACCUCGUCUCUUCACCUCACCUCGACGAAUCCGCCGGUGUUGAUCGAUUUCUCAUCGAUCGGUUGAAGACGUCGGCGUAUGUGACGGUGAGAACCUCGUAUCUGGCGGUGGAGGCGUCGAUUGUGGCCUAUUCGAUAGACGACGAUGCGUCUCUCUAGCUCUCUCCACCACUCUGCCUCUCUUUCAUCAUCUCUCCUCGGAGAAGAAUCACGGCUUCUGUUUCUGUGGCUCGACGGCGCUCCUCGACGGUUGAAAACCUCUAUCUCUCCCUCCACGGCUGAAGUCGCCGAAGCGAAAGGUAAAGCAGAGUAUCUCUCUUUCAACUCAUGCAUGUCUUAGAUUUUUGGUCUUUCUCUGUAUUUGUGAUGUGUUUGCUUCGUAUGAUCUGGCUUUUGAUGUCUGUUAUUGUAAUCGGUCACCUCUGAUCCACUUUUAUUUUGUUUUGUUUCUCUGUCUGUUGAGAUGGUUCCGAUCAAGAGGAUAUUGAUGUUCGUCUUACGGAUCAACAAACAUGAAGGUUCAUCAACGUUCGACUACAAUGGCAAUAAAGGUAACACACAUCUUUAUCGCUGAACUAAAUUGGUUUAGUCUGUUUGUCUUAUCUGAAUUGGAAUGGUUGUCGAAUUGAUUAAGUCUGUUUAUCUGAACUGAAUUGAUUUAGCAUUUGGUUUGUGUGUCUGAACUGGAUUGUUUGUCGAAAUGGUUUGAAUUGAACCGAAUUGAUGGUGCUUCUGCUUUGUGUCUCUGAACUGAAUUGAUGGUGCUUUUGGUUUGUGUCUAUGAACUAAAUUGACUCUAGUUUGUGCUCGGAUUGAAUAGUGUCUAUUAUGUGUUUUUGGUUUGUCUGUCUGACUUGAAAAUUGUUUGUCAUUUUGGUUUCAAUUGAACGGUUGGUAAUUAAUGUUGUGGUUAGAGAGAUAUUUACUUGUGGUCAUUAAUGUUGUGGUUAGAUAGAAAGCAAAGGUGAUGUGUGAUUAAUGGGUUAGAAAACUGUCUUCUCGAAAUGGUUGGGUGUUGAUCAAUGGUGAUCAAUACUUGUUUCCUUCUUCCCUUUUUCCCUUCUUCUCUUUUAUUAAAACCGUCAUUCUUCUCUUCCAUCUAUCAAAGCUUUCUCUCUUUUCGUUAUUUCUUUUAUUUCUCUCUAUUGUUUAUCUCUGUUGUUUCUCUCUUGAGCCUUUCGGAUAUGGAUUCCAAUUCAUAUACACCGUUUGGAAACUUUGUUGAUCUUCUGAAUAGUCAGCAAGACACUGUCUUUGGUUAUGUCCAAGACAGUGUCAAAGUCUCUUCCUCCCAAGUCCCUGCAGACCGUAAAGAAAGGAGGGUGUGGUCGCCAGUUGAUGAUGUUGCCCUCAUUAGCGCUUGGCUAAACAAAAGCAAAGACCCGGUGGUAGCUAACGAGCAAAGAGCUGGUAAGUUCUGGAAAAGGAUUGCUGCAUACUUUGCAGCAAGUCUCAAAGUUGCAGGUUCUGAAACUAGACAGCCACUUCAUUGUAAGCAAAGGUGGCAGAAGAUAAAUGACCAAGUAAACAAAUUUUGUGGGGCGUAUGAAUCAGCAACUAGGGAGAAGAGUAGCGGCCAAAAUGAGAACGAUGUUCUCAAACAUGCGCAUGAGAUCUACUACAACAACCACAAGAAGAAGUUUACUCUUGAGCACGCAUGGAAGGAGUUGAGGAAUGACCAGAAAUGGUGUGAAUUGUGUAGUUCUAAAACCACAGCAAGCGGCAAAAAGAGGAAGUUUGAUGAGAGUGCACAAUCAGCAAGCUCUUACGCGUUUGAAACCACCACUGGUGAAGCUGAGCAAGCAACUAUGCGUCCCCUUGGUGUUAAGGCUUCAAAGCGCCACGGUAAGAAGACGAUGGGAGAUGGUAAGGCGCUGGAUGAGUUGGAGAGUAUGUGGAGGAUCAGGAAGGAAGAUUUGGCUGUCAAAGAGAGGAUGCCAAAGAUGAAGCUACUUGACUCAUUAGUUGGCAAAGCAGAUCUACCCGAGUAUGAAGAAGAUUUGAAGAAGAAGCUAAUUGAUGAGCUUAUGUCAAAUUAGUUAUAGUAUAAACUUAAGUUUGUGUUGUUUAAAGUAUGGUCUAAACUUAAGUUUGUGUUGUCAAAUUACUUGUUUGUUGGUCUCUAAGCUUAAGUUUGUGUUGUCUUUAAGUCUCGGUUCUUGUUUUGCAAGUUUCUGUCUCUCCACAUUAAUAAUAUAAAUUCUUAUGUUCGGUUUCUCAACUUGAUAUAUAUGUUUUAAAAAAGCUGUGUGUAUGUGUUCACGAGUCUUUCUGUGUCUGUAUUUUUCUUGUCUUGUUUACAUGUGCUUGGAUUAAUGUUUUUUGUCUUUUUGUCUCUGUAUUUUCAGGUCAUGCGAGUUGGAAUACAAUUUGUUGGAAGACAGUGUUGUUGUUGGAAGACAUUGGAUGAAUCAUGUCUCAUCUGUUGUCACAUGUGUUCACGGGUCUUUGUCUUGUUGUACUGUGUAUUCUGUUGUCUCAUGUGUUGUUCACAAGACAGUGUUGUUGUUGUAAGUCACGAGUCUUUGUCGAGUUGUAAGUCACGAGUCUUUGUCAAAUUGUGGUGUAGUGUGAUUGACUCAAGUUGAAUGUAUUAUAUAAACUUCUCAAGUCUUCUCAUUUGCACAAACUUCUCAUACUUCUUUCUUAACAAACUUCUCAUUCUCCACGAUAAAAUUUUUCAUGUAAACAAACUUCUCAUAUAAACAUAAAGUGUCAUAUCUCCUCUUGUUUCUUAUCUCCUCUUUUCAUUCUACACCAUCUUGUUUCUUAUGGCAUCUUCUUCUAAUAAUCUUUUUCAGGAUUUAGAAGAUGACAUAUUUGAUCAACACUGUGAUCAAUAUUUUGAUCGUUACUUCGAAAAUGUUGUCAAUAAUUAUGGUGAUAAACAAGAAGAAAGAAGAAGAAAAAAAAGAGCUUAUAUCGAAAGAAACCGUGAAGCAGGCAAUCUCCAGCUGUGGAAUGAUUAUUUCAGUGACACACCAACAUAUCCCGAUAAUAUAUUCCGCCGACGAUUUAGAAUGAACAAGCUGUUGUUCAUGAAAAUUGUUGAUCGACUCUCCAAUGAAAUGGAAUUCUUUCAACAAAAACCAGAUGGUCUCGGAAGGCUUGGUCUCUCUACACUUCAAAAAUGUACCGCAGCUAUUCGAGUCUUGGCAUAUGGUCAUGCGGCUGAUGCGGUUGACGAAUACCUUCGGCUCGGUGCAACUACUACUCGGUCAUGUUUGGAACAGUUUGUCGAAGGAAUAAUAAAAAAUUUCAGCGAUGAGUACCUAAGAAAACCAACACCGGCUGAUCUUCAACGCCUACUUUAUAUCGGAGAGCAUCGCGGAUUUCCCGGAAUGAUAGGAAGCAUUGAUUGUAUGCACUGGGAGUGGAAGAAUUGUCCUACCGCUUGGAAAGGUCAAUAUUCACGUGGUUCGGGAAAACCCACGAUUGUUUUAGAGGCAGUUGCUUCGUAUGAUCUAUGGAUAUGGCAUGCGUUUUUUGGACCUCCAGGUACCUUAAAUGAUAUCAAUGUUCUAGAUCGCUCACCUGUUUUCGAUGACAUAAUAAAAGGUCAUGCUCCGCAAGUCACUUACUCUGUCAAUGGAAGAGA